Parastagonospora nodorum SN15 is the source of this 714-nucleotide messenger RNA. RefSeq lists its product as hypothetical. The coding region runs from base 1 to 714 and encodes 237 amino acids. The transcript has a single exon. The record is from RefSeq and is a predicted model, not a curated record. NCBI's taxonomy places the organism in Eukaryota, Fungi, Ascomycota, Dothideomycetes, Pleosporales, Phaeosphaeriaceae.
AUGGCGUUCACAGUUGGCUUUCUCGGCUUACUGUGUCUCGCCUUCGUUGUUGAUAGUAUGAUUGACGACUUCGAUGCUAUCGGAGAAACAUCCUUGAACCCAGGCAACACGUUGCAGUGUUUUUUCGAGCGCACUCAACGCAACAAGGAAGUUAUUGUCGGCUUCCCCAAUUAUUUCGUCAUUAUUGGGGGACUCGUUGCUCACAUGCGAGUGCUCAGCGAUCUCUUCGUCCUUCCAUCAUCAAGCUUUACAUCGAAUUUUCUUUAUCGACUCAUGAUCCCAAGGCUGCGUAAGUCACAUUUCUCGCCACAAGAUCGCGAAGCAAUCUUGCAAAACGCAGGGAAGAAAUACUGGGCGUGGCUUCGGCCGUCGGGCAUUGGGAGAUCAAGUCAAGCUAUAUCUUUCUGGUAUAUGAUCGAAACUUACCACGAUUCUGAGUUGUCUUUCAUACCGACCGUGCUGGCAUUCUUUGCCUAUGGCACGAGUCGGAUCUUCCUCACAAUGAUGCCUCAGGGAUUACAACUCUCCAGGAACAUUUUCACUCUUGGCUUUGGUCAAGUCGUCACUGUCGGCCUCCUCGCGCUCACCUUGUUGACGAUGACCGGCGAUAGUAUUGUUGAGGACCGUGUUACAGCGCAGAAUACACUCCGACUUUACAAGGGUCCGCGACCUCGCUCCCCCAGAGCCGACGCAAGCAUCGCCACCGCCGCCUAG